Molecule: messenger RNA, 2014 nt
Organism: Ipomoea triloba (trilobed morning glory)
Lineage: Eukaryota; Viridiplantae; Streptophyta; Magnoliopsida; Solanales; Convolvulaceae
Product: protein DETOXIFICATION 21-like
Exons: 9
Coding region: 355-1803 (482 amino acids)
Biological process (GO): xenobiotic detoxification by transmembrane export across the plasma membrane
Cellular component (GO): membrane
Molecular function (GO): xenobiotic transmembrane transporter activity; antiporter activity
Source: RefSeq, a predicted model, not a curated record
GUGAAACGAGUAUAGCAGUCCGCGGUUAUUAUCUUAUCUUUUAGACGUACUUUUACCCACCCAACUAUCCGAGCCAACCCGUUCACUCAUCCGUCCCUAUGCCGUUUUUUAUCAGCAUCUAUCAUCUUCUUCUUCUUUGUCCUUACUCCUCUUUCUCCAUAUGAGCCUGCGAACAUUACAAAAAACUCCGUGAAACUCUUACAUACAUGCAAAAAAGAGACUCAGAGAGAGAGAGGGAGAAUAGAAAAGAUCAGAAGAGAAACAGAAAAAUAAGCAGCUGAGACUUUGAAAGCAUCUGCUUCAUUUUCUUGUAUAAUCUAGGAAUUGAAGCAGAAGGGUGUUGUAGUUGCUGAAAUGGAGUCUGAUAUGAGUGAGAAGCUAUUGGAAAACAAGGGAAACUCGGAAGAGGAAGUGAAGUUAGGGGAGAAGAUAUGGUGUGAGAUGAAGAAAAUGUCGGUUGUGGCUCUCCCUGCAAUAUUUACUAGAUUCACAACAUUUGGGAUUAGUGUUAUUAGCCAGGCAUUCAUUGGCCACAUUGACCCUAUUGAUCUUGCUGCCUAUGCUUUAGUACAAACGGUGCUGUUAAGGUUCUGCAAUGGAGUACUGUUGGGCAUGGCAAGUGGAUUGGAGACUCUACUGGGGCAAGCUUUUGGUGCAAGACAGUAUCACAUGAUGGGCAUAUACCUUCAGAGAGCAUGGAUUGUCUUGACUGCAACCACUACAUUACUCUUACCUCUGUUUAUCUUCACUGCUCCAAUAUUUAAAGCACUGGGUCAGGAAGAAGACAUUGCCCGGGUUGCAGGGAUCGUUUCUAAAUGGUUGAUACCCGUGGCGUAUGCCUUCAUUGUAUCGUUUACCUGCCAAAUGUACCUACAAGCUCAGAGCAAAAACGUUAUUAUUGCAUAUUUAGCCGCAGUUACACUAGCCAUUCAUAUAUUCCUGUCCUGGCUCUUGACUGUGAAGUUGGAGUUUGGACUUGCGGGUGCCAUGAUUUCUACUAUAUUGGCAUUCUGGAUUCCUAAUUGCGGUCAGCUUUUAUUUGUUAUGUGUGGAGGAUGUAAAGAAACAUGGACGGGCUUUUCAUUCUUGGCCUUCAAGGAUCUGUUGCCAGUAAUCAAGCUUUCCUUUUCAGCUGGUGCUAUGGUCUGUCUUGAACUGUGGUACAAUUCCAUACUGGUUCUUCUGACAGGAAACUUAGAAAAUGCUGAGGUUCAAAUUGAUGCUCUUUCUAUAUGCCUCAACAUCAGUGGCUGGGAAAUGAUGAUAUCUCUUGGUUUCAUGGCAGCAGCAUGUGUUCGGGUUGCAAACGAGCUGGGAAAGGGGAGUGCAAAGGCAGCGAGGUUCUCCAUCAACGUGGUCGUGCUGACAUCCUUUGCCAUCGGAGUUGUGCUAUUCUUGUUUUUCCUGUUCCUGCGUGGGAACCUGGCUUAUCUGUUCACAGACAGUCACGAUGUGGUCGAGGCAGUUGAUCAACUGUCACCUCUAUUGGCAUUUUCUAUACUUCUAAACAGUGUUCAACCAGUUCUUUCUGGUGUUGCUAUUGGGGCUGGUUGGCAGAGUACAGUGGCAUAUGUUAACCUGGGAUGCUAUUACUUAAUAGGAAUCCCAGUUGGUGUCGUUCUUGGUUAUAUCAUUAAACUGCAGGUUACGGGUGUCUGGAUAGGAAUGCUGUUUGGUACGUUUGUACAGACCAUAGUUUUGCUUGUAAUCACUUUCAAAACCGACUGGGACAAACAGGUUGCAGAUGCUCAAAAGCGUGUCCGAAAUUGGGUGGUAGAACCUGAACCUGGAGAUGCAAAUUAAAACGCUUAGGGCCAAUUAUAUCGAACCAGGGUUCACCUUUCGUUAUAGACCGUGGUCUAAAAUGACAUUUAUAUUAUGUGUCUGUAGUUAAUGAAUUAUACGUAUGUAAAUAUAAUUUGAAGACACAUAUAUAAUAUGUUAACUACAUAAUAAAUUUUGUGUUUGUAAAUAAAUUGAAGACGCAUAUAUAAUACCUUAAUUACAUAAUGAA